GUCAGUAGUCAGGUGCGUGAGAUCUGCUGUGUCACUUUUAUCACAGAGCUGCCAGACUAGGUCUUUCUCCUCAGUGAAUUUCCCAACAGACCCAACGGAGGAUUAAAUGAUCCGUGUCCCAGGAUGAUGGAGCGAAGUCAAUCGCCACACGGACAGCAUGAUGCUCUGACCUGGUUCACAGAGUCCCAGCUCCGGGUUGUGAUCAGGAACGGGGUCGUCCCAGAAUGGUUUCAUGGGAUCAUUUCCAGGAAGACAUCAGAGGAACUGCUGAUGUCCAAGCCUCGUGGCUACUUCCUCAUCAGAGUCAGUGAGAGCCGGAUUGGCUACACUCUCUCGUACUGUGCUGAGGACCGCUGCAGACAUUUCAUGAUCAGUGCACUUGAGGACGGUCAUUACAUCAUACUAGGGGAGAAACGGCGUCACCGGUCUCUGCACGACCUGGUGGACUUUCACCGUAGGACUCCCAUCGUGCCUUUCAGCCAGGUGCUGACUGUCGCCUGUGGACAGACCUCGAAUGACCAGACUGACUACGCAGAGUUGCUGUUUCCACAAAGACAUCCGAACCCAAACACAAGCCGGCUACCAAACAACUCGCUGCAUCCCAGCGUGAGCCACCCAACAUCAGGAGAAGAUGAUAUCCCACCGACCCUUCCUUAUCGACCAAAUGGCUUGAUGGACUCCGCUGUCCUGUCUUCAGACAAACUUUACCCCAGUUUCGAGGAAUACUUUCCACACGUCACCUCCUCUCUCCCACCCAUGCCUGCGACCAGAAAGAGAUACACAGCCGACAACCCUCCAUCCGACCAGCCUCCGGAGAUCCCUGCUCGGAGCUCUGGUCCUCCACUGAAGCAGGACCAGGUACCUGAGAGUCCCUCCUCACUUACAGCCACUGAAAACCCCCUCGGCACCAACAUCCAGUCUGUAAAGAACCAGGAAGCAAAGCCGUCAGUCGCUUCCAACCUGAAGAACCUCAGGAAGAAAUUCCAAAAGAAGAAGAGCUUGUCGCAGGAGUGCACGUACACAGAGGUUAAUGUGGUGUAUCCAAGGAGAGGAAACGCUGAGAAUGAGUACCAGAACACCUUCAACGCUCAACCAUUUUCUUACGCUCGCACUGAUGUGAGCGUGACUGAUGGAGGGUUACCUCACGAGUACCUUCCUCCUCCACCUUUUGCUCCAGGCUUCUGUUACGCAACUGCUCCAUUAGAAAAAUAAUUCACAGAUGGAUCAAACCCUAAGUGGGUGCAGGACAAACAAAGAAAAAAGGAGCAAUAGUUCACAUAUUGCUUAUUAAAACCUUACAGAAGUUUAAUCAUUUAUUGUUUCAACCUUUAUAAAACAGGUUAAACUGCUGUCCUCAUGUGAAUGUGAUUAGUGCCAGUGACUUUUGAGUGCUUCAUCUUUUAUUUAUUUGCUAGUUUAUUCAACAGAGACAAUACAGAUAAACAUUGUUACAUAAGGAGAAGUAAUGCAACAGAUAUACUCUCUAUAUAGGCAUCCAGUUAUUAGCCACUUUGUUUGGUAGUGUAAUGUAUGGAAAGUAUGAAAGGAAAACAGGAGGAAGUUUGACGCAGCGCAUGUAAAUCAGAUAUUACUGUACAUGGUUUACGUCAGCUGCUUUGAAUAAAGGAGACAUGCUGGAACAUCA
Messenger RNA from Sebastes umbrosus (honeycomb rockfish), 1645 nucleotides. It is a transcript of the gene hsh2d, whose product is annotated as hematopoietic SH2 domain containing. The coding region runs from base 124 to 1212 and encodes 362 amino acids. NCBI's taxonomy places the organism in Eukaryota, Metazoa, Chordata, Actinopteri, Perciformes, Sebastidae. Gene Ontology annotation, cellular component: cytoplasm. The record is from RefSeq and is a predicted model, not a curated record. The transcript is spliced from 6 exons.